UGCAACUUCGACAAGAAUAGAAACCAAAAAUGUAAGCUUGGCUAAAAGAAUUGCAGUAAUAACAAAUCUGACUGAGCAACAGGGCUAUCAAACGACCAAAACUAUGAAGACAUCAACGGAGAGAUGCCCAAGAUACAUCUUCUUUAAUUUAUAUUUAUAAGAAUGAAGAGGUGCAUAUUUAUACUACAUAGCAGAUAAAGUAAGCAAGCUGAGCUUGGCACAAGAUUGUUCAACUAAUGACUUCAAUGAUGGAACCAACAAUUUUAAUAAUCUUUGGUAGCAUACUGUCAUUUUUAAUUGCAAUUUUGAUAAUUUUCUUAUGCUGUAAAUUUUUUUACAAGUUGAACACUGAAGAACAACAAAGAAACAUUGCAAAUCAAUAUGCGCUUAUGUAUAACAAUCACAACUAUUCCUCUAGUCAACUUUUUUCAUCAUCCCUUUCUUAUCACGGAACAAUGCCAAGAAAUGCCACCUUACCCCAAUACUUGUUGAAUGGGGAUAUGAUGCCAGUCCUACAUACUUUGGAUUCCAUAUCAGUCAACUUGCAACCUAUAUCCAGAACCGCGGAUGAUAUACCGCCCCCGCUGCCUAGUCUAAGUAGCAUGCCUGCAUUAUCAUCACGAACGACGCUGAAUCAAAAUGUAGGAAAUGACGCGGAAGAUGAUCCAGCGUAUAGUGUCAUAGACAAGAGCUUUCGUGGUGUAGACAACGACUUUAGCGUAAAACCGCCACAAGAUGAAGAGGUCGAGGUAAGCAGAUUAGAACGAUAUUCCUCAGGUAUGAACUUAGAGGAUGAAAUCAUGGGAAUCUUGAAUUGUAAGAAACAGCAGAGUACUAGCAACAGACGGUGCAACAGCGGAAAAGAGGAAAAUACCGGUGAGCUACAAAGUAGCGAUGAAUCACCAGAUUACAAAAUGCAAAAUGUGACAGCAGAUGAAACAAAAAUAAACAUGGAAAAUAUGGAACAAAUUCUAAGCGAUCCAGAAUAUGCAGAACUUGGACCUCAAUCAAAAAAACCUUAAUUAGCAUGUGUCUUGAUGGUAGGGUUGUUACCAACCUGAGAGAUUUGAAAUGCGUGACUACACUAGUUAAGUUGGGAGGGGGAGCGUGCCAGGGCCCCGGAUUUCCGGGGGCAGAACCCUAGUGUGGGCCGGUUCCAGUCACA
Messenger RNA from Anneissia japonica, 1165 nucleotides. RefSeq lists its product as uncharacterized. The record is from RefSeq and is a predicted model, not a curated record. NCBI's taxonomy places the organism in Eukaryota, Metazoa, Echinodermata, Crinoidea, Comatulida, Comatulidae. The coding region runs from base 237 to 1022 and encodes 261 amino acids. The transcript has 2 exons.